UCGCACAAGCCAUUAAUAACCGAACACGGAGGGCAGGCGGAAACUCCACAGCUCAUCUCCCCACCUGAACGGCCCUAUCGGCGAAGAGGGGAACGCCGGGAAGCAGUCGGAUCGCGCAGCCAUGUCCGCGGACGAGGCCGCACUCAAGGCCUGUCAUGAGAGAAUAAACCUUAGUGUAGCUGCCUCGCAUCAAGCUGAGAAUGGGUCUCUCACCACAGUUAGUUCUAAGAAAUCAGAGGAGGCGGCCUAUGCAUUUCUUCCUCCUAUCGAGUCAACUGACGCGCACCUUCAUGAGUUUGCAGAGGCCAUGAGAACUGUUGCAAAAGCACUGCGACAAGUUGCGGAAGGGAAAGCUGCUGCUCAAGCAGAGGCGGCUGAGUGGAAGCGCAAGUAUGAGUCAGAGAAGGCAGUCAAGGCACACAUGCAGCACAGUGUAAUUAAAGGCUGCAGCAACUGUGUCAAGGAUAAGCUAGAGCAUUUGGCUAGUAAACUGACACUGGAGACUUCCUCGGCUGAUGAAACAGGCUGCUGCGGAAACCAUGGGAUCUGCUCACGUCAAAUUCUCCAGGAUCAGUGUCCUGGACCUAACCGUAAAUCAGAUGACAGGAUUAUUGGAAGAAAGGUACCGUUUAGACUUUCGUGGGGUAGCAAUGGUGAUAAGAAUGGUCAGCACAAGCAUGAUUUUGUGUCCUUCGAAAAAGGGGAUAUAACAACAGCAGAACGCAGCAAUAAACAGAUUUUUCUGAAAUGGGAUUCCCCUCCACAAACAGUUCUUUUUGUGACUAAACCUAAUUCCAACUCCGUGCAUGCUCUCUGUUCCGAAAUGGUUAGAUGGCUUAAAGAACAUAAUAACAUAAACAUCUUUGUAGAGCCACGAGUUAGCAAGGAAUUACUGAUUGAAGAUUCUUACUUCAACUUUAUUCAGACAUGGGAUAAUGAUCAGGAAAUGAAGACAUUACACACGAAGGUUGACCUCAUUGUAACUCUCGGCGGUGAUGGAACUGUUCUGUGGGCUGCAUCAUUGUUCAAAGGACCAGUUCCCCCAGUGGUUGCAUUCUCUCUUGGAUCAUUGGGCUUCAUGACUCCCUUCCCAAGUGAGCAGUAUCGUGAAUGCUUGGGCAAUGUGCUGAAAAGACCAUUUACCAUCACACUGAGGAGCCGCCUGCAGUGUCAUGUAAUUCGUGAUGCAGCUAAGGAUGAAGUUGAGACCGGGGAACCGAUUCUAGUGCUUAAUGAAGUUACAAUUGACCGCGGGAUGUCAUCGUACCUUACCUACUUAGAAUGCUAUUGUGAUAGUUCUUUUGUUACAUGCGUACAAGGAGAUGGGCUAAUACUAUCAACAACAUCUGGAAGCACAGCGUAUUCACUGGCAGCUGGAGGAUCAAUGGUACAUCCACAGGUCCCGGGGAUCCUUUUCACACCGAUCUGCCCUCACUCAUUGUCAUUCCGGCCUUUGAUACUGCCGGAAUACGUGACUUUGCGCGUGCAAGUACCGUUCAACAGCAGAGGGCAAGCCUGGGCGUCCUUCGACGGCAAGGGUAGGAUUCAGCUAGGACCAGGCGACGCCCUCAUCUGCAGUGUCUCUCCUUGGCCCGUGCCCACGGCAUGCCUGGUGGACUCGACAACCGACUUCCUGCGAAGCAUCCACGAGGGCCUCCACUGGAACCUCAGGAAGAGCCAGGCUCUGGAUGGUCCUGCCUGAUCGAUGAAGUUUGCGUGUCAUUGGAACUCGAGAUGGCGGAUGAGUCGGUAGAUGCGAUAUUUCAGAGCAUCUCCUCACAGCCCAGCGAAAAUGAAGUGGAUAUGCAUCAUGCAUGCUCCUGUGUUGGUUCGGUUCUUUAUGGGUCUUUGAAUAUUCUUCUACUAUUCCGUACGCAUAAAAGGGUUUAUUGAUAUGUUUAUUAGGUGUCGGCUCGUGGAAUUCGAACUUGGUCAGUUUGCCACCAUGUGAAUAUCUAGAGUUUUAUUGAGUAUAGGCAAUGUAAUUAUGUAAGAGUCGCAGCUACCAUGUGACACAUGUAUCCAAAAAAAUCAAAAAAAAAAGUAAGAGGCGCAGUUUUUUUUUA
Messenger RNA from Hordeum vulgare subsp. vulgare (domesticated barley), 2066 nucleotides. RefSeq names its product putative NAD kinase 3. Gene Ontology annotation, biological process: NAD+ metabolic process; NADP+ biosynthetic process. Lineage: Eukaryota; Viridiplantae; Streptophyta; Magnoliopsida; Poales; Poaceae. Gene Ontology annotation, molecular function: NAD+ kinase activity. The transcript has 11 exons. The record is from RefSeq and is a predicted model, not a curated record. The coding region runs from base 122 to 1702 and encodes 526 amino acids.